ACACAUUUAUAAUAUUUUUAAGAAAAAAAAAAAAAGAAUAACAUUUGUUUAUAACAUAUAUCAAUAUGAUUAAAAGCAAAUAUUUACUGUGUGCUGUUUCACAGCUUGCCAUUAUUAUAAGUUUCUUUGUAUCAAAUAUAUUGUGUGAGGUUGAACCGCAAGAUGAGGUCCAGGAAACUGUGGAUAAAAUUGAUCCUACAAUUAAAUCUUCAGAUUCCUCAUCCAGUCUAUUGCCAACAGAAAACUUGGGUUUUAUUCAUGCAUUUUUAGCUUCUAUAUCAGUGAUCUUGGUCUCAGAAAUAGGAGAUAAGACAUUUUUCAUUGCUGCUAUUAUGGCAAUGAAGCAUCCCAGAUUAACAGUUUUCGCUGGAGCUAUCGGAGCUCUGGCUUUGAUGACAGUUUUAUCUGCACUUUUUGGGUGGCUGGUGAAUGUUAUCCCAAGAGCAUAUACAUUUUACAUAAGCACAGCCUUGUUUGCUAUAUUUGGCUUGAAGAUGCUAAAAGAAGGUAUUAAUAUGUCUCCAGCAGGAGCACAAGAAGAAUUAGAGGAAGUCCAAUCUGAUUUAAGGAAAAAGGAAGAGGAGUAUGAAAAAGAAGCUAUGCUUCCGGAUCCAGAAACCGGGGGAAAACGUAUUAAAAAACAAGGCAUUUUAUCAACAGUGUCUCGAAUUUUCAUUCAAGCCUUUACACUAACGUUUUUGGCUGAAUGGGGCGACCGUUCUCAAUUAACUACAAUUAUUUUGGGAGCUAGAGAGGACGUGUAUGGUGUUAUUAUUGGUGGCAUUUUAGGUCACAUGGUUUGUACAGGAAUUGCAGUAUUAGGUGGCAGAAUGAUCGCCCAAAAAAUUUCUGUCAGAACAGUAACUAUAAUCGGUGGAAUCGUAUUUUUGCUGUUUGCAUUCUCUGCUUUGUUUUUUGAUCCGAAUGGGGAAUAAAUGAAACGAUUUAUUACGUAACACGA
This is a messenger RNA of Nicrophorus vespilloides, 961 nucleotides long. RefSeq names its product transmembrane protein 165. The record is from RefSeq and is a predicted model, not a curated record. NCBI's taxonomy places the organism in Eukaryota, Metazoa, Arthropoda, Insecta, Coleoptera, Silphidae. The transcript is spliced from 6 exons. Gene Ontology annotation, cellular component: Golgi apparatus. The coding region runs from base 66 to 935 and encodes 289 amino acids. Gene Ontology annotation, biological process: Golgi calcium ion homeostasis; calcium ion transmembrane transport; manganese ion transmembrane transport. Gene Ontology annotation, molecular function: calcium ion transmembrane transporter activity; manganese ion transmembrane transporter activity.